This is a messenger RNA of Marasmius oreades (fairy-ring Marasmius), 957 nucleotides long. RefSeq lists its product as uncharacterized. The transcript is spliced from 3 exons. NCBI's taxonomy places the organism in Eukaryota, Fungi, Basidiomycota, Agaricomycetes, Agaricales, Marasmiaceae. Gene Ontology annotation, cellular component: membrane. The coding region runs from base 1 to 957 and encodes 318 amino acids. Gene Ontology annotation, molecular function: oxidoreductase activity. The record is from RefSeq and is a predicted model, not a curated record.
AUGGCUCAUAUGGCUCUGGCUCUCACGUACUGGUUACUGUUCCUUCUUCCUCUACUCCUCGUUGCUCGAACGUUGGCUUCAAGCAACCGCAAAGUCAGGAAAAUUAGCCAUGAAUGCGAAAGGGUUCUUGUACUCGGUGGCACCAGCGGCAUAGGGCGUGAAAUCGCGCGUCGAUAUGUUUCGCGAGGCGCGAAAGUUUGCAUAGUUGGGCGAGGCGAAGACAAGCUAAAGGAGACCAUCGAGGAAUGCAGGACUUUAAACUCAGAGGCUUCUGUGUUUGGCUAUACUGCAGACCUUGCCGGUGUGGAAGAUAUGACACGCUUGAGAAGGCAUCUGGAACAAGACUUCCAGGGAUUGGACACUAUGAUUGUCGCAGCAGGAGUAUCUGCGGUUAGGCCACUUCUAGAUAUCGCUGGUGUACAAUCGUCCCGGGAUGCCUGUUCUGAAGGAAUAGAACGAGCAGUUACUGUAGCGAACGCUGCGUUGAAGAGCAAUUUCACUGGACCUCUAGUUGCUGCAGUUACCCUCAUCCCUUUACUCAAACGAACUUCUCCUUCCCCUUCUAUUCUCCUCAUAUCCUCCCUCGGAGCAGUUAUCCCAGCACCCACGCGAACCAUAUACGGUUCGACAAAGGGUGCUUCCCUCAUUCUCUACCAAGCUCUUGCAAUAGAGCACCCAUCUAUUCGGUUCUCAUCCGUUCUACCUAGUACCGUAGAAGGCGAUUUUCGGGCAUCUGCUGUGGAUAUCGAUGACCGGGAUUCCAAACCAUCGUCAUGGAACCCCGAAGGUCUUAAAAUACGCGACGUUGCCCAGCGAUGCAUCAUUGCUGUAGAUCGAAGGGAAAAACUCGUUUUCUUUCCGGCCACGAUGCGAUUGGGACAUUUUCUGUAUUGGAUUUGGCCGUCCUUCAUAGAGCGAAAGGCAAAGAAGAAGUAUGGAUUUACAGCUGCCUCGUGA